Linnemannia hyalina is the source of this 1434-nucleotide messenger RNA. NCBI's taxonomy places the organism in Eukaryota, Fungi, Mortierellomycota, Mortierellomycetes, Mortierellales, Mortierellaceae. The record is from the annotation of a GenBank genome assembly.
AUGAAACAGCAGAAGCUCAUGGACGACAAGCUCCACUACGUCUUCGACAACAACGGACUCCCCCUCAUCCCCUCUUAUGUCGCCAUCUUCAACAAUCCCUCCACUUCGUCCAACAACAAUACCAACACCACACAAAUCCUAUUCGGUCAAGAAGCAAAAGAUCAACUCACCACCAACCCCCAAAACACGAUCUUCAACUGGCAACGUCUAAUCCGCCUCCCCUACGGCAACCCAAUCGUCCAAUCCGAAAUCAAACGUGUCCCCUACAAUAUCGUCUCUUCCGUCCUUACCCCACCACCACCACUAACCGCAAACUCCUGUCCCAACCUAAACCAUUCACCAGCACUCAAACGCGCGUCUUGCACCCAAGAAGAAGACGACAACAGACACUUCCUAGGCCACGCCAUGAUCCAAAUCCCGGCACACGUACCCACACUCCACCACCUCUACAGACCAGAAGAACUCACCGCUCUCCUCGUCUCCCACCUCAAGCACCUCGCCGAGACCCAAGCCGGCAUAAACUUCACAUACACCGUCGUCACCAUCCCGAGCGAUGACACCCCGGACCAAAGAUAUGCCCUCGAUGAGGCUAUUGAGGCUGCAGGAUUGUAUCGCCUGAGACUGACCAGACGACACCUCGCGCCAUAUUUGGCCUAUCAAUUGGAUGCGGACCAGCUGGGUGUUGCUAAUGUUAUGAUGGUGAAUUUGGAUCCGGAGUAUUUGGAGGUUGCGUUGGUGGAGAUGGAUGAAGGAGUAUAUGAGACUUUGGCGAUUCUUGAGCGAACGGAAGUGAGGUAUGAUGGUGAGGCGGCGAAUCGACUGGUGCUGGAGUACCUUGUCGAUAAGCAUUUCAGCCGGGCGAGAGGCGUCACUGCUACUGGAUUGUUGGACAAAACUCUGCAACAACACACCUUUGAGCGACAGCAAGGUAACCACGACAACAAGCAGCUUCGCCGAGACAAGCUAUUUAACGACACCACAGCAAUGAAACGACUGCACAACGAGAUUCUCAAAGCCACCGCCAUUUUCCUGGAACCAUCUCCAUCACACUCAAAAAAAUUGGUCCGCAUCGAGAUCCAAUCCUUCUUCGAGUCACACGACCUUUCAGAAGACCUGACCUUCUCUCAAUGGCAAGACCUACGCCAGUCAACCUUGACAGCCCUCCUACCGACCGUACAAAAAGUCCUUGAAAGUCUCCCUGAAUACGAUACCAGUAUCAACACCGUUAUCGUUGUUGGUGCUUCGCCCUUGGUUCCUGACGCGACCCGGUUGCUGAAGUCGUAUUUCCGAGGCAGAGGGAAGGAUGGAAAGGAGGUGAGAUUCCCAACAGGAAUUGAUCCUGCUCUGGCGAUGGUCCAAGGUAUGGCUGUUGUUGUGGAACGACUUACUCCGCGCUACGACCCGUUGGAACGGUCAUGUGUGCUAUAUGGGUAA